AUGGAGAGCGGACAGAAUGAGGGGCAAAGCGCACCGUCAUGGCUAUCGGGUUUCCUGAGACGCAAAACACAGAACGAAGAUGCGAAACAGACACCAGACGGAGUCGAUGAGCGCACUUCGCUGUUACCAAAGCCCAACGAGGACGACGAUGCUGGCGAAGGCGAGAUCUACGAGCUUGAGGGCAAGCCACGCUCUCAACGACUCGCACUCGAAUUCUGGACAUUGUUCAAAGCAUCGAUACCAGUCAUUCUAGCCUAUACGCUUCAAAACUCGCUCCAGACGAUCUCUGUCCUCAUCGUCGGACGAUUGUCUCCCGAAGCAUUAUCUGUGGCGGCUUUCUCCUACAUGUUUGCAAUGGCAACAGCAUGGCUGAUUGGCAUGGGCGGAACAACGGCUAUUGAUACUCUGGCAAGUGCAUCGUUCACUGGUUCCAAGAACAAGCACGACCUUGGCAUCAUACUGCAGCGGGCAUUCUUUGUGCUCGGCCUGCUAUACAUUCCGGUCUGCGUCUUAUGGAUCUUCAGCGAGCCUGUCUUCAAAGCAUUGAAGCAGGAAGAUUACAUCGCCCGCGACUCGUCAAAGUUCUUGAGUGCGCUGAUACCUGGUGGUCUUGGUUACAUCUACUUCGAAUGCAUGAAGAAGUAUCUGCAAGCACAGGGCAUCAUGCGACCAGGUACAUAUGUGCUACUGAUCACCUCGCCGAUCAAUGCUGGUCUGAACUUCCUGUUCAUCUACACGCUUGAUCUUGGAAUGCUCGGGGCUCCGAUCGCGACUGGCAUUAGCUACUGGCUGUCGUUCAUCCUACUGGUAUUGUACAGCAGAUUUGUGGCAGGUUCAGAGUGCUGGGGAGGCUUCGACAGAAAGUGCUUGCACAACAUUGGCACCUUUGCACGCAUUGCCUUGCUGGGUAUCAUACACGUCGGCACGGAAUGGUGGGCGUUCGAAAUCGUCGCUAUUGUCGCUGGACAACUCGGCACCAUUCCACUGGCUGCACAAUCAGUCAUCAUGACAGCCGACCAGGUUCUGAACACAAUCCCGUUUGGCGUCGGCGUCGCGACUUCUGCUCGAGUAGGUAAUAUGCUCGGUGCUCGCAACGGCAAGGGAGCUGCAAGAGCUGCGAAUAUGGCGGCAUGGCUGUCGAUGAUACUCGGCCUACUUGUGCUGGCGAUUCUGAUGGGCACACGAAACAGCUUCGCAUACUUGUUCAACAAUGACAAGAAGGUCGUCCGCUUGACUGCAGAAGUCUUACCGUAUGUCGCGCUCUUCCAAAUCGCAGAUGGCCUCAAUGGAUCCUGCGGCGGUGCCCUACGUGGACAAGGCAGACAGCACAUCGGAGCUGCCGUCAACAUCGUGUCGUACUACUGCGGCGCGUUGCCAUUGGGUAUCUACCUUGCCUUCCAUGGUUGGGGACUGGGCGGACUUUGGGUGGGCCAGUGCAUUGCGCUCUACAUCGUCGGUGCUGCGGAAUGGGUCAUCGUGGCCUUCAGCAAUUGGGACAAAGAAGUCGACAAGGCAUUUGCACGAAUGGAUCCGUCAGAACGCGCUGAGCACGGAGCCGCUGAUGGCGGGGCGUGA
Molecule: messenger RNA, 1575 nt
Organism: Recurvomyces mirabilis
Lineage: Eukaryota; Fungi; Ascomycota; Dothideomycetes; Mycosphaerellales; Teratosphaeriaceae
Gene: ERC1
Product: ethionine resistance protein
Exons: 2
Coding region: 1-1575 (524 amino acids)
Biological process (GO): xenobiotic detoxification by transmembrane export across the plasma membrane
Cellular component (GO): membrane
Molecular function (GO): antiporter activity; xenobiotic transmembrane transporter activity
Source: RefSeq, a predicted model, not a curated record